Molecule: messenger RNA, 1149 nt
Organism: Nicotiana tabacum (common tobacco)
Lineage: Eukaryota; Viridiplantae; Streptophyta; Magnoliopsida; Solanales; Solanaceae
Source: RefSeq, a predicted model, not a curated record
AGGCAACACACCACUUCUCUCUCACUCACUCUCUGUUUCUCUCCUUUUAGUUGCUCCCCUUCAAUUCCGAAUCGAAACGCCUCGCUUUUUCCUCUCUCUCUACAAAUCACACACACACACACAGAGUCACUUUUCUCUUUCUGCAUUUGAAUUGUGUGAGGCGUACGUACGUCAAUGGCGGUUCCUCCGACUGUACUACCUGCAACGCCGGCAUCGUUGUACGUUGGUGACCUUCACCAUGACGUAACCGAUGGACAGUUGUUUGAUGCUUUCUCUGAGUUCAAAAGCCUUGCUUCUGUUCGCAUCUGCCGUGACUCAUCCACUGGCCGUUCCCUCUGUUACGGCUACGUUAACUUUAUUUCUCCUCAAGACGCUAUACGCGCUAUUGAGGUGAAAAAUAACUCCACUCUCAAUGGGAAAGUUAUAAGGGUUUGCUGGUCUCGUCGUGACCCUGAUGCGAGAAGAAGUGGGAAAGGAAACGUGUUCGUCAAGAAUUUAAGUGAUACAAUUAACAAUGCGAAGCUUCAAGAAAUGUUUCAAAAGUUUGGAAAUACCUUAUCUUGUAAAGUUGUCUUUUCUGAGGAAGGGAACAGUAAAGGAUAUGGCUUUGUCCAGUUUGAGUCUGAAGAAUCUGCGAAUGCUGCUAUUGAGAAGCUUAAUGGGACCAUGGUUGGAGACAAGCAGAUGUAUGCUGGUAAGUUUGUCAGGAAGAGUGACCGGAUUUUGCCCAGUCCUGAUGCUAAAUACACAAAUUUGUACUUCAAGAACUUGGACCUUGACAUCUCGGAAGAGCAUCUUAGAGAAAAAUUCUCUGGGUUUGGGAAGAUUAUUAGCUUGGUCAUUGCAAAAGAUGAGAGUGGAGCUUCAAAAGGUUUUGGAUUUGUGAACUUUGACGAUCCUGAUGAUGCUAGGAGAGCAAUGGAAGCUAUGAAUGGAUCACCAAUUGGCUCCAAGACCUUGUAUGUAGCCCGAGCACAAAAGAAAGCAGAGCGCGAACAACUUUUGAAGCGUCUGUUUGAGGAGAGAAGGAAGGAGCAAAUCAUGAAAUACCAGGGUUCAAAUGUGUAUGUCAAGAAUGUUGACGAUGAUGUCUCUGAUAAUGAGCUGCGCGAGCUGUUUAGCCAAUGCGGCACAAUUACUUCUGCAAAA